This is a messenger RNA of Pectinophora gossypiella (pink bollworm), 4385 nucleotides long. It is a transcript of the gene Nasp, whose product is annotated as histone-binding protein N1/N2. Gene Ontology annotation, molecular function: histone binding. Gene Ontology annotation, cellular component: nucleoplasm. The record is from RefSeq and is a predicted model, not a curated record. Lineage: Eukaryota; Metazoa; Arthropoda; Insecta; Lepidoptera; Gelechiidae. The transcript is spliced from 9 exons. The coding region runs from base 118 to 1326 and encodes 402 amino acids. Gene Ontology annotation, biological process: DNA replication-dependent chromatin assembly; CENP-A containing chromatin assembly.
CGGGCAAACGGGCGGACUGACACGACACGUUACUUAGUCUUAUAAUUUAACGAAUUUCCCAGUAUUUUUCGGUAAAUUAGUGAUAUAUUCAUAAGAAAACUACAUCCAGAAGCGAAGAUGGCUGAUGAACAAAUGGAGACCACACAGAACCCCGUGGAGUUGCUAGCAUCGGGUAGAAGGCACCUUGCUGUGAAGGACUACAAUGCAGCUGUUGAGUCUCUUGCUACGGCUUGCGAGCUGCUUGCUAAGGAGCAUGGAGACAUGGCAGACCAGUGUGCUGAGGCUUACUUGUGGUAUGGCAAAUCUUUGCUUGGCCUGUCACGGGAAGAAAGCGGUGUCCUCGGGGAUGGUAUGCCUGGAGGUGGCAACAAUGAGGAGGAAGAUGAUGAUGAUCAAGAAGAAAAUGGUGAAGAAGACCAGAAUGGAGAGGCUGAGGCGACAGAGAACGAAAAGGAGGAAGUGAAAGAGAAUGGAGUAGAAUCAAAGGAGAAUGGAGAAGCAGAGAAGGUUGAACCAGAGUCCACCACCAAAGAUGAGGAACCUGGUAGCAGCAAAGCUGAUGAGGAUAAAGAUGGAGAACAAGAACCAGGUACAUCAAAUGGGGACGCGAACGAUGAGUCUACAAUGAACGAGAAUGAGGAUGAUGUGGACAACUUGCAACUAGCCUGGGAAAUGCUGGACCUGUCCCGCAGCAUCCUGCACCGCCGCGUGCAGGAGGGCGGCGGCGACGCGGCGCGUGCGCUGCUGGCCGACGUGCACCUGGCGCUGGGGGAGGUGGCGCUCGAGAGCGAGACCUACGACAAGGCUGUCACUGACAUGCAGAGCUGCUUGGAGCUGCAAAAAGAAUUGUAUCGUAGUGACGACAGACGCAUCGCUGAAACCCACUAUCAAAUUGGUCUUGCCAACUCCCUCGCCUCAAACUUCGAAGACGCAAUCACCCAUUUCAAAAACGCGGCGAACAUUCUAGAGUCUCGCAUAAAGACGUUAGAAAACCCGACGUCGGCGGCCGAGGACGCGACAGUAAAGAAAUACUCCUCCUCAGACCCCCACUACUCCAUUGAAGGCGAAAUUAAGGAGCUGAAGGGUCUCCUUCCAGAAAUACAGGAGAAAAUUCAAGACAUGAUGGAUUACAAAGCAGAGACAAUAAAGCGGGUAAGGGAGACACUCUGUCCGUCGAACGGUGCCAGUUCUUCAAGCAACGGAGCUGGCUCCUCACAAGCCAAGCCAGCGGACAAGCCUGUGUCUGACAUCUCCCACCUUAUCAAGAGGAAGCGCAAGGCCAGUGACACCGACGAGGCUUCAGCGGCCAAACGGUCUAACACGUGAAAGAAAACUUAUCCAUAAGGCCAAUUUAUAUAUGUCAACAUAAUAGGGUAGUUUCUAACCAGUCAAAACAGUUACUUUUUACUAAAAGUCAAAACACGAUAUGACUAUGGAAUUUGUACGAAAAAGCAACCUGUGACGUCAUAAUAAAACGUGACAAAAUGGUGCUAAUUCCUGUAAAUACCAUCUAAUUUUAUUUUAAGUUAUAUCUGUCAUUUUCUUAUCCGCCGAAAAGGAAAGGGACGGGUAAUCGACAAGCAUAAAAUUUAUGGAACACACGUCAAUUUUAAGCACAAAUCUAAACCAACCGUCUAAAAAUUUUACGUCCGUCAAUAACCGACACAGUUAAGUAGACAGCACGUCAAACGGUUUGCAUACCAGCGACGUACCCUUUGAUUCGCCCGGGUUAUUCAUUCAUUUACUCAUUCUUCCUAAAAUUAAGAGCUGUGAAUCAUCCGUCCCUUUCCUUUUCGACGGAUAUGAAAAUGACGGAUAUAACUUAAAAUAAAAUUAGGCGGUGUCUGCAGGAAUCGGGGCCAUUGUCGCACUUAUUACAUUUUUUUUAUUAACAUUCAUAAAUAACUUAAAUAGAACAAAGAAAACGUUUUUUGUUGCCUUUAGAUUUAUCUUUAGAGGUUCAUAAUUUGUCUUUGACCUAGGAAACUACCCGAUUAUACCUAAGUUGUGAAUAUUGUCGUGUGUAAUUUUUGUAUGUAACGACCAAGUACGGAGUGAAUGUCUCGAAAUAAAUCUACAAUAACUGAGAAAGAAAUUUCCGAAUGUGCUUUCUUUCUAAAUCGAUCACUUUAAAAAGAAAAUAUUUCCAAUUUUGUAACGUUACAUACGCGCUCAAAAAGUGCAUUGUGUACUUGCUACACUCACUAUACCAUAGAAAAACAAUAUAACGGUAACUUUUCGCCAGCGCCAAUUCGUAUCGGUCGCCGAGCUAGAUUUACUAUAUUUUAAACCCAGAGGGGGUGAGCUCUGGGUUUUACUUUAGUCUAAGGAGGACUGUGUAAGGUGGAAUGUGUCUCGCUCACACUUACGCGUUAAGGUGGCAUACAGCCUAUCUGUCUGUCUCGCUUGCUCGUGCUCUCGCUCUGUCAGGCACAAGGUAAAAACGAGACUUGUAUAGAGUAUCCAGGAUGUGACACUGUUCUUGGGCCAUUUUGCGUUUCCUUAAUUGCGUCGUGCCUUAAUGGAGUGCCUGUGAUGAUGACACAGUUUAUCACAGAACAAAAAAUCAAGAGACUACGCGGCUCCGCCCACCCCCAUAGGAAUUACGAGCGCGCGUGAGUUAAUUUACGUGUUCAUCAACAUUAUUCGCAACUUCGGCACGUAUUGUCUAAUUCAUUUUUUUUGUCAUAAUGUUGAUCAUUUUUGUGAAAGUAUAAAUAAGUCUGAAAUGAAAAAUAAAUUAUUAUGGCGCUGAGAAAGAUCAUUCUGAAUCUAUAAUAAGUUGAAUAGUUUGGAGUUUACUUAAGAGGCCGGUUUCCCAAUGCAGAAUUCGAAUAUAUUCCCUCUAUUGAGGAUAAAAACUGCCUAUUGCUCCCAUCAGCUGUCGUUACUGUUGAGUGUUCUUAAAUUUUGACAGUUCCCCAUACUAUUUGAAUAUACGAACAUAAUUGUUUUGGUGAUGAAACCUUAUUAGUAAAUCUUAUUUUCAAUCAUAACUGCCUUUUUCCAACUGGCUGCUUUUCUUUUUCGUAACUCAUCCUGCAGACGGGAUACACUCCACGUUGCUCCACAUUAUAUAGCAAUUUAUCACGAAUUUUAGCUGGACAAUGGUGCUAAUUCCUGUAAAUACCAUCUAAUUUUAUUUUAAGUUAUAUCUGUCAUUUUCUUAUCCGCCGAAAAGGAAAGGGACGGGUAAUCGACAAGCAUAAAAUUUAUGGAACACACGUCAAUUUUAAGCACAAAUCUAAACCAACCGUCUAAAAAUUUUACAUCCGUCAAUAACCCGACACAGUUAAGUAGACAGCACGUCAAACGGAUUGCAUACCAGCGACGUACCUUUUGAUUCGCCCGGGUUAUUCAUUCAUUUACUCAUUCCUAAAAUUAAGAGCUGUGAAUCAUCCGCCCCUUUCCUUUUCGACGGAUAUGAAAAUGACGGAUAUAACUUAAAAUAAAAUUAGGCGUUGUCUGCAGGAAUCGGGGCCAAUGUGGAGAACUUUCAAAAUUUAGGAACACCCAACAGUGCUCCCUUUUAGUAAUUCGCCACGACUCAAUAUUGCGGGUACUGCCGCCUUAUUGAGGACUGAAAGUGUAAAGUCAUGAGCAAUAUCACGUACCCACUUAGGACCCUGUCGCACUAUCAUAUUUGACAUGUAAUGAGACUUGCAGUUUAAUUUGUCAAAAAAGUUAAUGUGACAUGGUUUCAAAGUGUGUACAUAUUAGUACUCGUGACCGUACUUCUCUCAUUUAGCUCUUAUCCGAUUGAUAUAAGGUGAAAAUAUCUUUUUUUCUUUAUUUUUUAUUUGAUUAUUCAAGUUAACAUUGUUCUUUAAUUAGGCACAUAAUCACCGUUGUAAUGCGCAAAGUCAGAAAAUCAGUUUUUAUUGGCUUUGUGUUGGUACUGCAUUUUCUAAGUGUAACUGUUGAAAGAGUAAAAUAUAAGUAAUUUAGUUAAAAAAAUAUAAAAACGAUUGCCCCAAGUGUGUCCAUUAUUAUUUUUAUUUUUUCUAAGUAGUUAAGAAUGAAUAGUCUAGCAUAAUAUGAUUAAAUAAAUUAAUUUAGGUUAUAAUGAAAUGUUACUUGUCCUCGCGGCACGGUUUCGACCAAUAGCCGUUCGACAUAUCUCCGUAGAGAGCAUUGGCUGCGUUUAUUGGUCGAAGCCCUCGAUAUGAUUCGCGGCGCGCUCGACGCGGUUGUCAUGCAGACCCUACAGCUGUUUUUGUUUACAUCGAUAAGAAGUACCGUUUACAUUAUGCUACACUUACGUUAUUAGUUUUGUAGUUGUAUGUUAUUCCUUCAUACAUACACCGGCUAGGUUAUAGUAAACGUUCUAAAUAUACUUAAGCUUAUUUUUUUAUUAAUAAACUAGGUUGUUUAAGUAAAAGUUC